This is a messenger RNA of Arabidopsis lyrata subsp. lyrata, 668 nucleotides long. RefSeq names its product 60S ribosomal protein L27-3. Bases 74 to 481 code for a protein of 135 amino acids. The record is from RefSeq and is a predicted model, not a curated record. NCBI's taxonomy places the organism in Eukaryota, Viridiplantae, Streptophyta, Magnoliopsida, Brassicales, Brassicaceae. Gene Ontology annotation, cellular component: ribosome; cytosolic large ribosomal subunit. Gene Ontology annotation, molecular function: structural constituent of ribosome. Gene Ontology annotation, biological process: translation. The transcript has a single exon.
CAUUGCAUCCGCCACUUAGGGUUCAUAGCAGCCACAGAGAGACGAAGAGAGGGAUCUACCAAACGAAACAACAAUGGUGAAGUUCUUGAAGCAGAACAAGGCCGUGAUCCUUCUUCAAGGUCGUUACGCCGGAAAGAAAGCCGUCAUCAUCAAAUCCUUCGACGACGGUACCCGUGAUCGUGCAUACGGACACUGCCUCGUCGCCGGACUCAAGAAGUAUCCAAGCAAAGUCAUCCGCAAAGACUCAGCGAAGAAGACAGCUAAGAAAUCUAGGGUUAAGUGUUUCAUCAAGCUUGUUAAUUACCAGCAUCUGAUGCCUACACGUUACACACUAGACGUGGAUCUCAAGGAAGUUGCGACUCUUGAUGCUCUUCAGAGUAAGGAUAAGAAGGUUGCUGCUCUUAAGGAAGCUAAGGCUAAGCUUGAGGAGAGGUUCAAGACUGGUAAGAACAGAUGGUUCUUUACUAAGCUCAGGUUCUGAAGAAAUCUUGGAUUUCGAGAGGAAUACAUUUUGAGCUUUUUGUUAUCGAAAUUUAUCGUAUUUUUAGUUUCUAGGGUUCAUUUCCUAUGGUGAAAAAUGUGGAUCCUGUUUUGGAUUGUGGAAGAUGUUUUGUUGAAGUUUGGAUUAUGGAUUUUGCCUUUUAUUUUGAUUCUCUAUUGCAUUUUGA